GGAGAGCAAAGCUCGGGAGCCAGCGAGGAGUGGAGCUGAGCCUGGCCUCGCAUGCUGCCAGAGGACCACCUCCCGAGCCAGAGUUCUUCCCCCUCUUCUGCUCGCUCCCAGCGCCCCUGCCGCCCUCCCUUCCUGCCCAGUACAAUGCAUUCUUGACUGGCAGCGCCUGGACUCCUAGCAGCCCCGAGAGCCGGAGCAAGCCACAGGGAGGACGGGAGCCAGACACUCUGGUGGGAGCUCGGAUGCCUGGCACUCUUUGAGGACAUCUCUGGAGCAACGGUGGCUUUGGGGUGGGGGGUGGUGCUGCAGGCAACCCAGCCAGGCCCCAAGAUGGACACUUCUGGGCACUUCCAUGACUCGGGGGUGGGGGACCUGGAUGAAGACCCCAAGUGCCCCUGUCCAUCCUCCGGGGAUGAGCAGCAGCAGCAGCAGCAGCAGCCGCCACCAGCGCCAGCACCCCCGGCAGCCCCCCAGCAGCCCCCGGGACCCCUGUUGCAGCCUCAGCCUCAGCCUCAGCCUCAGCCUCUGCAGCAGCAGCAGCAGCAGCAGCAGCAGCCACCGCAUCCCUUGUCUCAGCUCGCCCAACUCCAGAGCCAGCCCGUGCACCCCGGCCUGCUCCACUCCUCUCCCACGGCUUUCAGGGCCGCCCCCUUGUCCAACUCCACCGCCAUCCUCCACCCUUCCUCCAGGCAAGGCAGCCAGCUCAAUCUCAAUGACCACUUGCUUGGCCACUCUCCAAGUUCCACAGCCACAAGUGGGCCCGGUGGAGGCAGCCGGCACCGGCAGGCCAGCCCCCUGGUGCACCGGCGGGACAGCAACCCCUUCACGGAGAUCGCCAUGAGCUCCUGCAAGUACAGUGGUGGGGUCAUGAAGCCCCUCAGCCGCCUCAGCGCCUCCCGGAGGAACCUCAUCGAGGCUGAGCCCGAGGGCCAACCCCUCCAGCUCUUCAGCCCCGGCAACCCCCCCGAGAUCAUCGUCUCCUCCCGGGAGGACAACCAUGCCCACCAGACUCUGCUCCAUCACCCCAAUGCCACCCACAACCACCAGCACGCCGGCACCACCCCCAGCGGCACCACCUUCCCCAAAGCCAACAAGCGGAAAAACCAAAACAUUGGCUAUAAGCUGGGACACAGGAGGGCCCUGUUUGAAAAGAGAAAGCGGCUGAGUGACUAUGCUCUGAUUUUUGGGAUGUUUGGAAUUGUUGUUAUGGUGAUAGAGACGGAGCUCUCUUGGGGUUUGUACUCAAAGGAUUCCAUGUUUUCGUUGGCCCUGAAAUGCCUUAUCAGUCUGUCCACCAUCAUCCUCUUGGGUUUGAUCAUCGCCUAUCACACCCGUGAAGUCCAGCUCUUCGUGAUCGACAACGGUGCGGAUGACUGGCGGAUAGCCAUGACCUACGAGCGCAUCCUCUACAUCAGUCUGGAGAUGCUGGUGUGCGCCAUCCACCCCAUCCCCGGCGAGUACAAGUUCUUCUGGACGGCUCGCCUGGCCUUCUCCUACACGCCCUCGCGGGCGGAGGCCGACGUGGACAUCAUCCUGUCCAUCCCCAUGUUCCUGCGCCUGUACCUGAUCGCGCGCGUCAUGCUGCUGCACAGCAAGCUCUUCACCGACGCCUCGUCGCGCAGCAUCGGGGCGCUCAACAAGAUCAACUUCAACACGCGCUUCGUCAUGAAGACGCUCAUGACCAUCUGCCCGGGCACCGUGCUGCUGGUGUUCAGCAUCUCGCUGUGGAUCAUCGCGGCCUGGACCGUCCGCGUCUGUGAAAGGUACCAUGACCAGCAGGACGUAACUAGUAACUUUCUGGGUGCCAUGUGGCUCAUCUCCAUCACAUUCCUUUCCAUUGGUUAUGGGGACAUGGUGCCCCACACAUACUGUGGCAAAGGUGUGUGUCUUCUCACCGGCAUCAUGGGCGCGGGCUGCACCGCCCUGGUGGUGGCCGUGGUGGCCCGAAAGCUGGAGCUCACCAAAGCGGAGAAGCACGUGCACAACUUCAUGAUGGACACUCAGCUCACCAAGCGGAUCAAGAACGCUGCAGCCAACGUCCUCCGGGAGACGUGGCUCAUCUACAAACACACGAAGCUGCUGAAGAAGAUCGACCAUGCCAAAGUCAGGAAGCACCAGAGGAAGUUCCUCCAAGCGAUCCACCAACUGAGGAGCGUCAAGAUGGAGCAGAGGAAGCUGAGCGACCAAGCCAACACCCUGGUGGACCUCUCCAAGAUGCAGAACGUCAUGUAUGACUUAAUCACAGAGCUCAACGAUCGGAGUGAGGACCUGGAGAAGCAGAUUGGGAGCCUGGAGUCCAAGCUGGAGCACCUCACGGCCAGCUUCAACUCCCUGCCCGUGCUCAUCGCGGACGCGCUGCGCCAGCAGCAGCAGCAGCUGCUCUCGGCCAUCAUCGAGGCCCGGGGCGUCAGCGUGGCAGUGGGCACCACCCACACCCCACUCUCCGACAGCCCGAUCGGGGUCAGCUCCACCUCCUUCCCGACCCCGUACACAAGUUCGAGCAGUUGCUAAAUAAACCUCCCCACUCCAGAAGCAUUACCCAUAGGUCUUAAGAUGCAAAUCAGCUCUCUCCUGGUCCCUUUGCCGUCAAGGAACGCUGAGACCAGGGAAUGUAAAGAAGAGAGUCCGAGCUACUUAACUAACUCAUGUUCAUUCAGCGUGCUUGGUUCGAUAUGCCUUGAAACCAGAAAUCUAAUCUCUGUUUAGGUGCCUCUCCUUGGAAGCAGGAAGCUGAGAUGACAGGAAGCGACACCUCUGGCAGGGCCCUUGCUGCAGAGCUGGUGGAGAACAGAAAUCCACGCUCAAUCUCAGGUGUUCACAGCGGGAGUGGGAGCCACAUGCGCUGACGCGGCCAACAGUGAACCGCCCAGAGGGUGUCCCGCUGGGGGAGGGGGCGUGUGAGGCUUGGGGAGUGGGCUCCUCACCACUGGGGUCCUCGAGCACACCUCUCUCUUUUCCUUUUGUCUGAGGGAGCUGCUGGAUGGCAAAAGGAAAAGAGAGCUGCCCACAACUUGCCAAAAACAGUCAUUCUUUCCUCCCAAACCUUAUACAAUCAUAAAGCCCAAUUGAGAUGGAGGGGAAAAAAAAAAACACCCAGAAAAAUAAAAGGCCAGAUUUCCCAUCCAUCCAAUAUCAAUACCCAUAUAAACCUGUGUGUUUGCAAGAGUGUGCGCACACACACACACACACACACACACACACACACACACACAUCCCACAUCCCACCCAAGUCUUGUCUUGUCUUUGAACUUGUCCCAAAUGAAAAGGGGCCUGGCACCUUCCGCUGCACACAGUAGGCACUCUCUCUAAAUGUGUGUUGAGUUGGUCUGGACCCCAGUGUGGGUGCUUUCCGGUCAGGGAGCUUGCUGGUGUUGGCCACAUGCUGAGCUUCACAGAAGAUGCAGGUCCCUUCAGACACAAUACAGGUUGCUUCAUCCUGGAUGUGCACCAGGUUGCUGGGUUUGAGAGGAUGCCAAGCUAAAACUGUUGGCAUUCUGGAGGGAUAAGCAGUCUUCCAAAAAUAACAGCUUUGCAGAGUUUUCUUCUUAUAUCCGAACGAGUCAUGUUCCUAUGGAGCACGUGACCAGGGGUGUGCAUGUGGGGGACGGGGUCUACACAGGCACAGGCAGGGGCGACCCAAUGACACUUGAGUAAAUAGACGUGUUGUCUGGGGAUUCGCUCAGCGAGAUGUAUCCAGCAACAGGUCUCCAGGUCCAGAUGUUAGGAGUACAAAGGGGUCAAGUGCCCCAUGGGGUCCCUCCUACCUGACCCGAAAUCACCUCCACAUGAAAUAUUAUGAGAUUAAAGGGAACCCUUAGGGAACCUUGUGGGUCAGGUGAGAUGACAUGGAUAUGUCUGUAGCCUGUUCCUACUGUGCCAUGUUAACCUUGGUGCGAAAACUAUUCUAAUAUCUCACCAACUCCAAGAGACUUCAGAAACAUUGCCAUCCAGUGUAGGGACAGGUGUUGUGAGGAGGGGGCCUGUGGGAAGCAAAACAUUUCCACAGCUCCGUGACCAACCACACGUAGCAGUUGUCAUGUGGAAGCGUCGUGUUACUCAUCCCUUUCUCACUCUGAGGCCUUUGACGUCUGCCCGUGGGGAGCUACAGGAUGCUGCAUGGAGCAUUUUGCCUGUUUAGGGUGAAACAAAAGGGUGUCCUGGUUGCCCUGCUGGGCUUCGCUUUGUGCAGGACGCCGUCGCCAUUCUGGAGGCCGUGUUCUGUCUGGGCCGGCUUUCCUUCUGCCGGACUGGCCUGGUCUCCUGAGACAAGGGAACCAGUAAAAGGUAGAUGACUCUAGAACUAAGGCCACUCUUCUUUUUUUAAUCCUCACCUGAGGAUAUGUUUUAAUUGAUUUUUAGAGAGGAAGUGAGAGAGAGAGAAAGAGAGAGAGAGAGAGAGAGAGAGAGAGAGAGAGAGAGAGAGAGAGAGAGAGAGAUCAAUUGCCUCCCAUAUGAGCCCGGACCAGGGAUUGAGCUUGCAACGUUUUUGAUGUACAGGAUGACGCUCCAAUUAACUGAGCCACCUGGCCAGGGCAAACUGAGGCCACUCUUGCUAAACUUUUUUUUUUAACCUAUUUAAUUGGUGUUGCUGUUCCUUUCAUGGUCUCAUGUUUAUUCGAUAAUCCCUUUGAACAUUCUCAUUGGUUGCUUUGCACAACACAGAUGCCGCCCUUGCUGUUGGCUUUUUAUGUUUUUACUUGUCCUUUUAACUAUUGACUCUCGGAAGGAUCUCUCUCCAUUUUCAUGUCCUAAGAAUGGUGCUCCUGCUUUCAGUGACGGUUCAGCUGAACAGACAAACCCAUGUGUAAACAGGUGAAAUGACCAUGCAGUCUCUUUAAAGCAUCAGUUCCAUUUCACGGAGUAAGGACCACUGCCAGGUCAAGUUGAGGGUGCCAACUCUGAUCAUUUAACCUACAGCCCUCAACUAUUCACUCCUAUUCACCCUUUCCACUCUGCUCAGUGCUGUGGUAUGUGUGUGUGUGUGUGCACGUGCACACAAAUAGCAAUUUAUCCUUCAUUUCAAGUAAAUGACGUGCAAGAUUCCACUGCCAUUCCCCCUGCCCCAAGGUGUGCACAGACCAUCAUUGACCCACCCAGUCUGUGGAUAAAUCAUCUGUAAUCCAUCAUGAAUGUUGUGCACUUAGUUGAGCACGGAAGACCACUCUAGCAACACUAGUAAAGGGUGUGGUUGGAGUUAUUUCCAGUAGCAGGAGCCACUGGCAUCCUAGAAACACAUUGGCAUUGGGAGCAUGCCUUGACCUAUUGGUAGUGCAAUAGCUAUGGAUGGAUUUUAUUGUUGGCAAAAGAAUACUUAAUCCCCCCCCAAAAAAAAAGUCAUCAAAUUUGCAUGUUGAUCCUGCACUGGUAAAUAGAAGGCUGCUUCUCUGUGCUAGUAAUUCAGCUGGAUGUGGGAAGUUACCCAUUCUCCUGCAAGGACAAUCAACCCCCGAUGACUUAGGUAUGGAUGAUCCAGGGUAUGUUACCCGGGUGUUCCUCUCACAGCCAGUCUUUUGGCUAAUCCCACUGUGCUUCAGCAUCACAGGCCGAGGGGGAAAGAGGGCAGGUGGACUCUCAUACCAUGCCCUCUUGUUCCUUAUUUUCAAGUUUGAUGGUGGAGGAGGUUUAAUGAUCUGCUCAAGAAUUGGCUCUAUGUAAAAACUGUGCGUUACGAUCCCCUCCAAUGCUGAACUGGUUGAGUUCUGUCCACUCCUGGAAGGCUGACCCAGUGCAGAGUCCCUACUAUAACCUUCGUGAUAACUUAGUAACAGGUCGAAGUACCCUAAUGUUUCCUAAAAUAUCUAGACACUUGAAAAAAAAACAACACAGGGCCACUUCCCCCCUCUACCCCCAUCGCUUAAGCCAUAUUAUAGCCUCAUGUACUGUAAAGUCAGGGAUGUACUGUGAUACUUUAAGACCACUAAUCUCAGUGGAACUUCAGGAUAUAGCAUCAGUUGUAACUCAUACCAGACUAGGGGCUCACUCCUCCUUAGAUUGAAGUCCAAAUGGAAAUCACCUUUGGCUCAAAGGCCACAGACGUAGGAUCAUCAUGAAUAAAUUGCCAAAAGGUAUCUAUGAACCGCUCUCGCAACCCUCAUAAUAUGUAACUUCAUGAGUUCAUAUCUCCAGAAAUGCUUAAUAUGACCCAAAUGAGCAAGAGGCUCAAGGCCCUGAGUCAUCACUCACUAGUGACCUCAGCAACGACCAGUGGUGUAACAGCAAUCUCAUGACUUAGGAGGUGGAGGAAAAGUAUGUGCAAGUAAGUUCCAAAGUGCCGAGCAACUGCAAGCUAUUGUUUAUUUAAGGAUAAGAAGGCACCAGGUGGAAAAAAAUAAUGACUUUCAUAUAUUUGAGGAUUUCCCCCUUAGAUUUCAGUAAUGUCCUUGUAAGUGAGUGAUCGUAGAAAAAGAAGAAAACUGGGGAUUCAGAAUCAGAAUAAAAUUCUAACACUGGAUCCCCAUCUUUGGCCAAUUCAUAGAACCACAUCAUACCUCAGUUUAUCUGUACUUAAAAUGAAGACACUAGUUAAUGUUAUUAAGUACAAGGUAUUCAAUCGAUUUAAAAAAAAAAGGAACCACUAUUGUCAUCAACAGCAAGCCAAACCAAAUCUAUCUAGCCCACCCUUUGACGUGACAGCUGAAGGCAAUCAGGAGUUACCAAAAAGUCAUUAUUAUCUAUCAACUAGGCAGGGAGAGAGAUAGGAGGAGCACACAGCUCCGGGACCUCUCUGCUCUUCAGAGUGCACCCCGACAAGCAGUGCACCCCGAUUACGCAUCAGUGUUGCCCUGCCAUCACAGCACCGCACCUGGGCCACGAUGAGAGCCUUGCACUACCAGCAGGUUACUCCUCUUCUUAAGUUACUGCCUUUAAAUCCUAAACUGUGUCCCCAGUUCCAUCCAGUCAUUCUACGUCCCUGGAAGUUGCUGGGAAGCAGAUGAAGGAUCCGUUAGUGGUCCUUUUGCUGUCCCCCAUGGACUCCGCUGCGUCCGGUUUCAGUACCUUAGACAGCUACCUGGUGGCUUCCUGGUAGGCGCGGAACAGCCCCUUCCCUUCCCCCUGCAGUCAGACAGCUUGAUGGCGCUCUGGACACUUUCCCUUCCUUCUCUGCUGCCACCAAAGUAAUCAUGGGGAACGCGGCUGUUGACCCCACUAAGAAAGGAGUGUUCCAGGACAGCAAUAGUCACUGUCGGCCUCUGGCAUAGAACGUAGGUGAGCGCUCUUCGUCCUGCAGGCUUGUGCCAGGUUGCAUGAAUAGAAAUGAAUAUUAAACUCCUGUCAGGCAAGGGAUAUGUAGCUAUGUACUGGCAUAGAUGGAAGCUUGUUAAACAGUAUUCCGUGCGAUGGUAUAGUCUCAUCUAGGCUAGGGGGAAAUAACUGUGAUCUUUUUUUUCUUACACCGUUACUGGAAGCGCCCAAACACAAACUGGAGUUCCCUCUGAACAAAACCAUGAUCCAAUCUUCAACGUAUGACCUCCAAUCUAGGUGCCAAGUGCCCUGUGACACUCAUUGACACACCUGAGAAUCGCAUUCUGGAAGCGGUCCCCUUGGACCCAGACCAUGUGUUGAAACAAACAAAAGAGACGUUGUGGCCAGCCAGGCUGAUGGAGGAAAAGCACAAAAUUUAAUAUCAACCUGAAGUGAGGAUCCCAAAGAGAUGCUGAAUUUAUAGCCAAAAAAAAAAAAAAUCGAUGACAAAUCAAAUACGAAUCUGAUUGGAACAGCCCACAUCCAGAUUCCCAGGCGGACAGGGAAUAAAUGGCGUUCUCUAACCGUGUCGGAUUAUUUCAGUUCUUGAAUCUCAACCAAGGCCGAUUCACCUUCAUCGGACACAGUGUUUAAAGGCACAGCAACUCACUCAGCGUUGGCCCCAGACUCUCAUUCUGCACCGACCAGAAGCGAAGGACAGAAGAGACUGACAGGAUGUUCAUGGAGGAAACGUUUUCAUGGCAAACUCAGAAACUGAAGUGUUUAUAUUCAGAAUCAGCUGAGCUUCACUAUGAAUUUGCAUCUUGCCUCUCUGUACUGCUUGCUAUUUUUUAAUGAUAGGAGAAAGCAUAUCAGUUUAUUUUAAAUAUGAAAUAUAUUGCUAUAUUACAAAAUAUAUUGUAACUUUCCAUUAACAUUUUGUAUCCAACUAGUCUUUGGCAGGUCAAGUGUCGGCCUGCUCUCCCCAUGACUGUUUCUGAGUACACAUCCCUGCGAGUGAUUGCCCGAGCCCCAGAACAAGGCCCUCAGCCGACAGAACUGCCAUAGCCUCAUUCUCCGAGACCCGACUGUUAGAAACAAGAGAACAUUAUUGUGGGCUUAGGAGGAUAAUUCUACCCCAAAUUCUAUCAAGCCAUUCCAGAAGAGAUUUUUUUAAAAGCCAUUACUCCUUUAGUCGCUGUGCAGAGCCAGUUUAAUACGAGAGCAGGCUCUUUCUAUGUCAAUUCAAAGGCCCCAUGACGUGAACGAUAGGCCUCAAACUCAGCCAGUGUUUCCUUCGGCUGAGUCAGAAUCGGGCGUCGGGAAGAGUCGUGCUCUCCUGUGACACAAAAGACUCAAAAUUCUAGGCAUUCUGGGUUUCUCUGUGUCGGAGUAAACGCUGGCCCGGAAUCCCACCUCCUCAGGGCUCGCUUUGAGCCCCGUGUGCCGAUGGGCUUUCCGGAGUUGGGAGCACCUUUGGGGGGAGCGAGGUCCCCGCUGUUUACCCACCGUGUGGAGCGCAGCUCCUGAGGGACAGAGGGGAGAGGGGGGGGGCCUGUGCAGCAAGAUCAGCAAAGAGGCAGGCUUCCUUUCCUACUAGUUGACUCCAGCUGGGAGGAAAGAGGGUUCCAUCCAGAUGUUUUCCUUUACGGGAAAUGUUGGGGGAAAGUCUCUUCGUAAGCAACUACGAAGGCCGUUGCCCUCCUCCUCCGACACGGCAGUUGAGACACACAGAGAAUUUCUCACUCCCCUCCUUUGAAUGACGGGGCACUCGAUGAAAACACGGUGUGUUGGUCACAGAACAAAGGUUCCCCAGAAGCAACGGGCCUCCCCCCACGGAGGCCCCUCACUUGUCACCCUCACUUUGGGAUGACAUUGCAAACCAAGCGGCGCCAGGGCAGACUGCGCUGGGUGCGCUUGUCUCCUCCUUGCCCAAAUUCUGCAAACCCACACAGGCAUGCUGACAGUGCCAAGCAGCAGGCUUCCUCCUGGAAAAAAAAAAAAAAAGGGCUGGGGUCCUCUCAGAGCUCCAUUUAUUUGAGCUUCAAUGUAGUUAAGGCUGGGGGCUGGCUGAGGUUAGUGAUUCGUGUCAUCCGAAGGACAAAUCUCUAAAUGCCCAGCUUCCACCUGCCUGUGCAGCUGAGACCUAACUUAGCACACAUUUUGUUCUGAUUGGGCGGCAUUCACUCCGCAUCUGCGCUGCUUCUCAGUUACACGUUAGGCUGAGCUCCAUCAAAGCCAUCAGGACGCCAGGGCACCUGUUUCAGCCGGUUACUCACUCCCUGGGCAAGGGGGAUUCGUUUAUUCUGUUUUAUAAUUGACUGAUGAAUGUACUGGGGGUAAUUGAUUUGUCUCUUUAUAUUUUUCUGCUACUAAAUAGAACUGAAAUGUCUUUUUUUUUUUUUUUUUUUUUUUUUUGCUUUCCCUUCUAGCGCUCCUCAGACCAAGGCUUUUGCAUGCAUAGUAAGUGAAUACAUUCUAAUCUUUCCCCCUCAGAGUUAUGACUCCAUCUAGAUUGAGGAAACCAACACACAUUCCUGAUUUGGGGAAAGCAGACCCCCCCCCGCCAAGCCCCCGCCCCAACAAGAAUUCAGGUACAUGGCUGUAUGCUCACCAUUGCUACUCAAAGUGUGGGCCACAGACCAGAGGCAGGAGCCCCAUCCGGGAACUUGUUGGAAAUGCAGAGUCUCAGGCCCCACGCCAGCCCACUGCACCGAAUUCGGCCUUUUCACAGGGUCCCCAGGCGAUCCAUACACACUGAAUAUUGAGAAGCACCGGCCUCGCCCACAGCAAUGGUCACCAGCAUCACUAAGGGUCAGAAAAUCAAACCGUUUCUUCCUUUUGCGGAAUGAGUUGAUGGCGUUACGGUCCCGUGUGAUCAUCAGGAUAAAAACAAAUGCACCUUAAAAUUCCACUUGAGGCCACACAGAGCUUGGGCGGUGGACACAGAGAGAGGGUCUGUCUCCAGUUCAGUUUUGUAAAUGCUCACUGCACAGCCUUGAGCCCCCUCACAGCCCCUUUUCAGGGUUUUCGUUUGAGCCCGUGCUGGCCAGGCCAUCAGAAUGUCGCUGGCCCCGCAGGGCGGGUCCGGGAAGGUCUGCCCAGGACAGUGCAGACACAGUGCUCCUUCCCUGGGGCCAGCAUCCCCGCAGCGGGCACCCUCCUCCCGAGAGGAAACUAGCCAGAGGAGUUCGUCUUCGCAGCUAGAAACAUUCCUAAUCGCUUCGUAAGCCAGUUCUCGUCCCCUUUACACCAACCGGAGACACUCCGAGGUGAGCGAGGAGAGGUGCGAACGGUGAUAUUGGCGCCAUCGAUCGAUAUGUACCCAGAAACAGUUAUGUUCUAAGUUAACGGCUUUAACCUGUUCAUUGUAAAAAGUGCCUUGGACUUCAAUCUAAAGAGGUCAGUAUAAAUAUGUGUGUGUGACGUAUGUAGGCAAAUAUUUACAUCUGUGUACAUACAUAGGUGCACACACAUAUACCCGCACACUCAUAUAUGACAUAUACAUACAUAUAUAAGCGCUUCAUAAUAUAUUAUAUGGCUAUCUGCAGCUCCA
Molecule: messenger RNA, 10738 nt
Organism: Myotis daubentonii (Daubenton's bat)
Lineage: Eukaryota; Metazoa; Chordata; Mammalia; Chiroptera; Vespertilionidae
Gene: KCNN3
Product: potassium calcium-activated channel subfamily N member 3
Biological process (GO): potassium ion transport
Cellular component (GO): membrane
Molecular function (GO): small conductance calcium-activated potassium channel activity; calmodulin binding
Source: RefSeq, a predicted model, not a curated record